Messenger RNA from Staurois parvus, 565 nucleotides. NCBI's taxonomy places the organism in Eukaryota, Metazoa, Chordata, Amphibia, Anura, Ranidae. The record is from the annotation of a GenBank genome assembly.
AUGGCCACUUGGGGAAGGAGGCGCGCUGGUGUGGGGAGAAGAGAUAGGGUGCCCUUUUCCACGUGCGAGUGGUACAUCGUGCAUGAGAUCUACAAUGGUGAAAAUGCCCAAGACCAGUUUGAGUACGAACUGGAGCAAGCACUCGAAGCUCAAUACAAAUAUAUAGUGAUCGAACCAACUCGCAUUGGAGAUGAAACUGCACGCUGGAUUACUGUGGGGAACUGCCUGCACAAGACAGCAGUACUUUCUGGUACAGUGUGCCUUCUCACUCCACUAAUUUUGCCUUCUGAGUAUUCACCCAUAUAUGUCUCUGCCAGCUGGUAUUCUCAGCUUGGCCUGCUCUACUCUUUAUGGAAUCUCCUGGCAGUUUGAUCCUUGCUGCAAAUAUCAGGUGGAGUAUGAUGCCUAUAAACUAUCAAGACUUCCACUACACACUCUUACCUCCUCUACACCGGUCGUGCUUGUAAGAAAGGAUGACGUCCAUAGAAAAAGACUACACAACACAAUAGCACUUGCUGCAUUGGCAUACUGUGUAAAGAAGCUGUACGAACUUUAUCUUGUAUGA